Homarus americanus (American lobster) is the source of this 1186-nucleotide messenger RNA. Its product is annotated as protein obstructor-E-like. NCBI's taxonomy places the organism in Eukaryota, Metazoa, Arthropoda, Malacostraca, Decapoda, Nephropidae. The coding region runs from base 96 to 767 and encodes 223 amino acids. The record is from RefSeq and is a predicted model, not a curated record. Gene Ontology annotation, cellular component: extracellular region. The transcript has 5 exons. Gene Ontology annotation, molecular function: chitin binding.
CGAAACUUGGCAGUGGUGGCCUGGCUGGACUCGAGGAGCCUUCGAAAUCGAGUGUAGUGGCUCAGUCAGUGUUGGAUCCAGGUGAAAGAAUCACCAUGUUGUCUGCGGCAGUAUUCCUGGCUCUAGUGGCCCUUGGUCAUUCUCAGAUUCACCCAGAAGUAACCUAUUGCGAAUAUGAUGAAGGCAUACAGACAUACCCUCACCCAACCUCCUGCAAUGAAUUCUACUUGUGUGUGAACGGCACCUUGACCUACGAGUACUGUGAGAACGGGUUACUCUACGACGGCAAGGGGAGUGUUUAUAAUCACUGCUACUACCACUGGGGCGUUAACUGCGAGGACCGAAAGGCUGAUUUGACUCCCCUGGGUCAAGGGAAUUGCGAGUACCAGUUCGGUCUGUACGCUGGUGGACCGUGUGAGACCUACUUCCUCAAAUGCGUGUACGGAAACCCCAUCGACGAGCCCUGCACACCUGGCCUCGUGUACGACGAAAAAAUUCAUGGUUGCAACUGGCCCGACCUGGUGGAGUACUGCAACCCUUCAGACAUCGUCGGCUUCACCUGCCCCAGCUAUGUGGACUCAAAGGAUCCAGCGGCCAAGUUCUUGCCCUUCCCUAGGUAUCCUUCAGGAGACUGCGGCCGCUACAUCGUGUGCGUGGACGGCCAACCAAGGCUCGUCGGGUGCGGAGACAGUACGGUCUUCGACGAGGAGACACUGUCCUGUCAAGACCCGAAAUAUGUACCUAAGUGCUCCAACUACUUCAAGUAACUCACAAGUUUAUAAGUGAAGAAAGGGGCAGGCGAAGAAAGAUCCUGAAACUCUCUCUCUCAUUGGCCAAGACACUGCCAAGAUGUCCCUACAUAGAUUAUCAUCCCGAAGAAAAGUUUUAUUUGAUAUUAUUAGAUUUUCUAUAUUUUUUAUUUAUUUUUCUCUUCAUAUCAGUUAUGUUUUUAUUUUAUCUUUUCGAUAUAUAUAUAUAUAUAUAUAUAUAUAUAUAUAUAUAUAUAUAUAUAUAUAUAUAUAUAUAUAUAUAUAUAUAUAUAUAUAUAUAUUACUGUCAUGAGAAUCUGUACUUUUUAUGUAUCAAUUGGUCAUUAUCUUCAGUGCCAUUCAUCAGCUGUACGACUUGAGUAAUAAUAUCCUGUUAUCCUCAACUUACUCAAAUAUAUGGAAAUCAGAUCAACAGA